Messenger RNA from Homarus americanus (American lobster), 7633 nucleotides. RefSeq names its product dnaJ homolog subfamily C member 13-like (gene Rme-8). Gene Ontology annotation, cellular component: endosome membrane. Bases 126 to 7103 code for a protein of 2325 amino acids. Gene Ontology annotation, biological process: receptor-mediated endocytosis; endosome organization; regulation of early endosome to late endosome transport. The record is from RefSeq and is a predicted model, not a curated record. Lineage: Eukaryota; Metazoa; Arthropoda; Malacostraca; Decapoda; Nephropidae. The transcript is spliced from 43 exons.
GAUCCUCCCAGCAAAACACCCACCGUAAACACAGAGAACUGUCACGGGUGAAAAUAUGGACAUUUAUUAGCUAUUUCUUCCGCUAGAAACUUGCAGAAUUUUACAACAGUGUGGGGGGCUGAACCAUGGGGACAAACAACCAGGAUGUGGCGUGUUACUUGGUUACUAAACACUCCGCAUGGAAGGGCAAAUACAAGCGCAUCUUCAGUGUGGGAAAUGCUGGCAUUACCACAUAUAACCCUGGUAGUAUGGAGGUGACCAACCAGUGGUAUUACCAUGACUUCCUCAACAUAACUCCAGCCCUUAAGGGUGUUGGUCAAGUUCCUAAUGAGUUUAUCAUAACUAUGAGAAAAGGGAAGAAAGUGGACCACAUGCGUUUCUCAUCAGAACACCGGACAGACAUUAUCUCUGAGGCUCUAGUGUUUAGGCACAAUUUUGCUGAAGGAAUUAUAGACAACCUGCGAGCCAAUGCACAAAAGGUCCACUGGUCAGAAGCAAGACAUCCAGUAGUAUUGGAGGUUACCCCAUGCUCUGUGGACCAGCUUGAUGCUGCGACAGGGGCCCCUCUAGCCUCCUACAUGUUCAAAGAUAUUGAAGCUCUUGUUCCGGUGUCAGACAUUCCUGGUGGCCUCUGUAUUCAGAGUGGAGGCUUUGGGAGAUUACACAUAUUUUCAACUGAUCGGCGGGAUGAAAUUCUUAAGAAGGUUGAAGAUAAUGCUAAGAAAUACAUUGGAAUAGCUAUUACAGCAAAAAAAGUGUGCAUCACCCUUCAACUUGCAAUGGAAACUAGAGUAGGGAAAUAUAGUGGAGACGAACACAUUACAUCUUUAUGCGAAUUUCUUGUGCACAAAGUGAGCCACAGACACAAUGACCCAGUCAGAAGAACCAUUUGUGUAAGUGAGACGUGCCUACUAGAACGUGACCCUAAUUCCUAUGCCAUUGUCACUUUACGUCCUCUCUCGGAAGUCUUCGCUCUAGUCCGUCACCUCGAGAACCCACAAAAGCUCACAGUAGAAUAUAUAAGAGGAGGCAACCGAGAAUACACUUCCUCUGACAGAGAUUCAUUAUUAGCUUCCCUUGUUGAUGGUGUGCGAGCGUCGGGCAACUUGGAUGUCCACGUGCGCAUGACACCAACAGAGCGGGGAAAACGCCUGGGUCCCCUUGAAGUGCCUGUAGAUGAAGAAGUAGAAUCUAUGCACCUAAAGUUUCUCCAGCAACCUCCGCCUGGGUGGACAUUUGCUGAGGCAAUAGAGAGGUUUAAUGCAAAUGUCUCCUACUCAGGAUUACUUCAUGCAGUCACAGGAGAGGCUCUGUGCAGUAGAUCCCCCUCCAUGUUGGUGGGAAGGAAGGGCCUCUUUGCUGAGAAUAAGGAACGACUAAUCACUGGGGGUCUUGGAGCUCUGGUGCUACGAGAGGGGGACCAAGCAACCCUUCCGCCUGAGGAGGUGGAGGCACAGUUUCAUGCUCUCCGCAGACUUGUUGCUUCUAAAGCUGGGUUUGCCUGUCUCACCUCACUUCCUGGUUUCCGAGAAAAAGUGGGCGUAAAGGUUGUGAAGGCCUUACAGAGGAACGAUGAUGGGGUGAACCAUGCAGCACUGGACAUGCUGUGUGCGCUCAUGCAGCCGAUGCACGACUACCCAGAUCUGAAACAAGAACAACUCAACAAAGCCUCUCUCCUUGCCUCGGCAAAAUUCCAAGAAAAAUUAUUAGAAAAUUGGGUUUACCAUGUAUCACAUGGAACUGGAGCACUGGUGGUGUCAGCUAUGUUGGACUUCAUGACCUUUUCCCUGUGUGCUCCAUAUAGUGAGACAACAGAUGGAGCCCACUUUGAUCGUUUACUGGAGAUGGUGGCAGACAACGGGAGAUCUCUCUAUAGGCUCUUUCAGCAUCCGUCACUUGCUAUUGUGAAGGGUGCAGGAUUAGUGAUGAAAGCUGUGAUAGAAGAGGGCGAGAAUGACAUCCCGAUGCGCAUGCAGCUUCUGGCCCUCACUGAAGGAGCUUUACCACGCCAUCUAUUCACGGCACUCUUCACUCAGACAUCUGACGGGAGGCUCCUUACCCAUCGCCAACUCUCACGUCACCUUGUAUCCCUCUGGGCUGCAGAGAACCAGCUAGCAGUUGACCUUUUAGGACGUACUGUGCCACCAGGUCUUUUAGCAUUUCUUGAGAGCAAAGAGACAGUUUCCCUCGAUGACAUAGACCGGUUAAACACCAGAGAUAAUUUGAAGAUUGCAGAAGAGGAUGAAGAAAGGAAUAAGAAGAACCAAGUGUUGGACACUUUAGACAGAGCAUAUAAGAGCUCUGUGAAAAAGGUUGAGCAUCUGGUAGAAAGACACAUGGACAAAAUAGAGACUGUGGAAAGACAUUUACAAAAGGGAGCCAAGCACAUGGAGGCCUACUAUGAGUCGUAUCUGGAAAAACAUGUAGACGAUUGGUUUGCUUUACAACACUGGCGGUCACAUAUGAGGAGAGAGAAGUCAGCGGAAGAGAAGUUUAGAGAGCGACCUCUGGUGCUUCGCAAGAGAAGAGAGAAACUAAAAGCUACUGCAAAUUGGCCUCUCUUUUAUUAUAAAUUUAACCAAGAUCAUGCACUCCCAAACCUCUUAUGGAACUACAAAACACGAGAAGAAUUGCGGGUAGCACUGGAAGCAGAAAUGAGAGCCUUUAAUGAAGACCGUGAUGUCAGAGGAGGGAUGGUCAUUGCAUGGAACCACCAUGAGUUUGAAGUAAGCUACCCAUCACUAAAGGAUGAGAUCAAGAUUGGUGAUUACUAUCUACGGAUCUUACUAGAACAAGAGAACAACACUUCAGAGGAAGAUUCACCUAUUAGAAAGUCAUAUGAGUUCUUCAAUGACCUUUACCACCGAUUCCUCUUGACCCCCAAAGUGGCCAUGAAGUGCCUCUGUCUACAGGCCAUGGCUCUUGUGUAUGGCUUGCACCACAAAGACAUUGGCCAGUUUAAUGACACGCGCUACAUCGUUACCAUGUUAUCCCGUACCUGUGAUAAAUUAGAGAGAGACAGAUUACUUCUGUUUUUAAAUAAGUUAAUAUUAGAGAAGUCCAAUGUGCGUGAGGUUGUUGAAGCAGGCGGCGUGCGCAUCCUUUCUGACCUGUUGACUCUGGCACACCUCCACGUCAGUCGUGCAGUCAUGGCAACACAGACUAAUGUGAUUGAGGCGUCACCUGAUAUGGCCAGAGACUCAGAGAAGGAGUGGUAUUAUCAGGGUUCUAAUAAGGAACGGGCUGGACCAUACAGUUUUAAAGAGCUGAAAGAAAUUUGGAGUAAUGGUACUUUAAGUCCCAAAACACUCUGCUGGGCCCAGGGUAUGGACGGCUGGCAUCCCCUGACAAAUAUUCCCCAGUUGAAGUGGUCCAUGGCAGCAACGGGUAAUGCAGUAAUGACAGAAAGUGACCUUGCCACCCUCAUCCUCAACAUGCUCAUUACCAUGUGUAGAUACUUCCCAUCACGAACAGAAGACGGAGCAGUCAUUCGUCCGCUACCCCGCAUCAAGAGGUUACUCUCUGAUUCACUCUCUCUGCCACACAUCGUCCAAUUAUUGCUCACUUUUGAUCCAGUCCUCGUAGAGAAGGUGUCCACACUUAUGGUGGAGAUCAUGCAAGACAAUCCUAACAUCUCAACUGUCUACACGACUGGUGUAUUUUACUUCAUCCUCAUGUACAUGGGGUCCAACGUGCUGCCCAUUGGGUAUUUCCUUCACAUGUCACAUAUGCAACAGUCCUUCAGGGCAGAGGAGAACUCUGGAGGUGACAUCAUGCAACAAAGCAUUCUGGGCCAGAUCCUGCCAGAAGCUAUGGUGUGCUAUCUUGAGAAUUAUGGUGCUGAUAAGUUUGCAGAGAUCUUUUUGGGAGAAUUUGACACACCUGAGGUAAUAUGGAGUAAUGAAAUGCGUAGACAUAUGAUUGAAAAAUUGGCCUCACACUUAGCAGAUUUCACCCCACGGCUGAUGAGCAACACAAGGGCCCUUUACCAGUACUGUGCUAUCCCUCAUAUCACGUACCCUCAGCUACAACAUGAGCUCUUCUGUGACAUUUACUACUUGAAACAUUUAAGUGAUGUGGAACGCUUCCCAGAUUGGCCCAUCAAAGAUCCUGUUGCACUUCUGAAGAGAGUUUUAGCAGCGUGGCAGAGUGAAGUAGAGAAGCAGCCAUCAUCAAUGACUGUCGAUGAUGCUUACCAUGAGUUAGGCCUUGAACAUGACUCUCGGCACGAUGAUGCUAAGAUUCGAAAGGCGUACUUCAGACUUGCCCAGAAGUACCAUCCAGAUAAGAAUCCUGAUGGAAGGGAUAAAUUUGAGCGAGUGAACAAAGCCUACGAAUUCCUAUGUAGUCGGUCAGCGCACGCAGUAGAUGGACCCGACCCAAAGAAUAUCCUGCUAGUUAUCCGAACACAAAGCAUUCUCUUCUCACGAUACAAGGAAGUUUUGGCACCAUAUAAAUAUUCUGGCUAUCCAAUGCUUAUCAAGACCAUUCAGUUAGAAGCAGAUGAUGAGCAGCUCUUUAGCAAGGAAACAUCACUUCUUGCUGCAGCUGCUGAGCUCACCUACCACACUAUCAACUGCUCUUCACUAAAUGCUGAAGAACUGAGAAGAGAAAAGGGCCUGGAGGUACUGCAAGGUGCCUAUAACAGGUGUGUAAGUGUACUUAAUGCCAGCAGUAAACCCGGUGACGUUGCAGUUCAAGUGUGCACAAACAUAGCGCGAUGCUACACAGCAGCUGCCUCUUUCCCCAUGUGCCGAGAAAAGCUCAUCGAGAUGUCACACUUCAUCAAAGAUCUGUGCCACACUCUGUACUUUAAGGAUCUAGAAAUGACCCAGUUUACCAAGGAUCUGUGUCAUAUGCUCUCUUUUAAGUCUUUAUUGCGUGUCUGCUCGGUGGGUGUGGAGUGCGUGUCAGCAUUGGCCAUCGAUCAAAUUCUUCAAAUGAACUUACUUCAAGCUGGUAUCUUGUGGCACCUGUUACUUUUCCUCUUUAACUAUGACUACACCCUUGAUGAAGGAGGUGUCAGCAAGAGUGAAGAUUCUAACCAACAGGAACUGAGCAAUCGCUUAGCCAAGUUAGCUUUGUAUGCUUGUGGUCGCCUGGCUGGUCUUUUUACUGAAGAAAACAAAAUUACCCCAGCCAACACUGUGAUACAGGGAGUACUCCAGAAGCUGCUCACCCCAUACAUUGUUUCCCUCAUCUCUUCCAACUCAUCAGAAGAGGUGUUAAAGAUCCUGACCAGUAAUGUAGAAACUCCAUACCUCAUCUGGGACAAUGGAACCCGCUCACAGCUCAAUGACUUCCUCGCUACUAAUCAGCAAGCUCACGUGCGCACUGGCCAGUCAGACCCAGAAUAUGGGGCAACCUUUGAAUUUGAAGCACACAAGGAUGAACUCAUAAUUGGAGGAGUCUUUAUCAGAAUAUACAAUGAGCAGCCUUCAUUCCCAAUACAGAAGGCAAAGGAACUGACCCUCGAGCUUCUCCAGUACAUUGGUGGAGAAACCCAAUAUGUCCACUCCCUCCUCUCUCUCUCUGCCGCCCCAGUCUCCAAUCCUCGACUUGCCCGUGUAGGGGAAGCGCUCCGAGCACUUGUCAAUGUCAUAAAAAACAACCCAGGACGAGACUGUAUAGCAUCCCUAGAUGGUGAGCGGGAACCAGGUGUUGAGAUGCAGUGUAUAGGUCACUUCAGGCUGCUAUUCUCUCUCCUUCGUCUGGAGGGUUGUGUGGCCGUGCAACAGAGUGUGUUGGCUGUGGUUGAGGGAGUGACGGGCAAUGCUGACUGUGUCAGUGAUAUUGCUUCCUCUGAGGUGCUGGUGUACUUAAUGCUGGCUUUGCACUCCCAAGCUCUGGUGCCGAACCGUCUGAUGUCUCUCAAUAUUCUCCAUGCUCUCAUGUCCAACACCAAGAUUGUUAAGGAAGCUCUCAAUAAAGGUGCUGUUAUGUAUCUCCUCAAUAUCUUCUGCUCCUCGGACGAUGGUGAUGUCCGAGAGAAAACAGCUGAGCUCAUGGGCAAGAUGACAUGUGACAAGCUAGUUGGGCCCCGUGUCAGACUUAUACUUCUCAAGAUUCUUCCCGCUGCCCUGGCGGAUCAGAUGCGCGACUCACCGAGCACGUCUGUUCACCUGUAUGAAGCUCAGCAUGAAAAUCCAGAGCUAAUAUGGACAGAUGACUCAAGACAAAAAGUAUCUGGAGUAGUUUCUAGAUUAGUAGAAGAAAUUCACGACCAUCAAUGUAAGGAUCCAAGUGCCAUCUGGAAAUUCCCAGAAGAAGUUACGUUAUCAUCGACCUCUGGAGAAGUGGUGGUAGGAGGUGUAUUCCUUCGACUGUUAGUUGCAAAUCCAUCCUGGGUACUUCGCAAACCAAAGACUUUUGUAUCAGAUCUCUUUGAUGCUUUGUUAGACCAGUUAGCCAAAGGUGGCACUGAUGGUGAUACACUAGAGCUGGUAGUGAGCACAGUGAUUACUGUAUUAUCAGCUCAGCGAAACCUGCUGGAGUACCUUCCUCAGUUGGGUCAUAUCCCUCGUGUGGUGUCACUGCUGUUCUCUAAGAACCUGUCAGUAGCUCGUGCAGCCACCCACGCAACUCAUCAGUUCACUUUCAGUCAAGUGUGUUUCAAUGUCCUCGAGGGAACAGAAGUUGUAGCUGGCCUGGUUUCAGCUAUGAAACUGCGUCCUGAUGUUGUAGGUGUGGCAUGUGAAGCAUUACAUAAUCUCUUCUCUGGAGGCAUAUCUGCAACUGCGUUUGUUGAUCAGGGUCUGAGAGCCAAUGUCAUACCCUACCUUCUGUCUCUUCUUGAGUCAAAACUUGAUGCAAAAGUCCAGAAGCCAGCAUCUACCAAAGCCCAGAUUGUUACUUGUCUCAAAACCAUGGCUGCUUCACCUCAGCAUGCAGAAGAGGUAAAUGCUCUUCUUGCAAAGUCAGCAAUAUGGCUUCAGUACCGGGACCAAAAGCACGACCUGUUUAUUGAGACUUCACCCACUGCGGGAUACCUGAUGGGUGGAACACCUGGUGUUGCUGGCUUCCUCACACAGGGUUCCUCACGUGCCAUGCCUUCGACUCCUCCAUCAGUGAAUAACACACACAGGCAGCCUGAGUUACCCUGAAUGAUGCUUCAUGAUUGAAAAUUAUUUCUUCUAAUUUCUUGUAUAACCUGUCAUACAUGAUGCGUAAAAGUAAUUCCUUAAGCAUUUUUUUAUGAGUAUACCCAUUUGGGCAUAAAUUUGUUACCCAACUGUGAUUUUGACACUUGAAGAGGACAACAGGAGUAUAUAGAAAAUUAACUUUUAUCACAUAGAUAAUUCAUUACCUGAUUAAUGACCUUAAAAUGUGAUGAAUUUGUGAUUCAGUAAACAAAGUUAUUGGAAAACUUUCAGCUCAUGAAAAAGUUAUAAAUGAGUAUGAGAAACAAUAGAUAUAUUGUGAUACCUGUGAUUUGGUAAAUAUUUUAAUCAUGCAAUGAAUUAUGUACUGUAUCUGAUAAAAGUGUAUUCACAGGACACACACAAAUACAUAUGAUGCCUCACUACCAUACAGUACCUUGGCUAAAGCCUGCAUAAGCACAUCACCAUCAUAUUAUAUUACCUUAUCAGACUUGACACAUGGAUCUCUCUUCCCUUAAUUUCUUUAUAUAUAU